Asparagus officinalis (garden asparagus) is the source of this 1526-nucleotide messenger RNA. Its product is annotated as inactive protein RESTRICTED TEV MOVEMENT 2-like. Lineage: Eukaryota; Viridiplantae; Streptophyta; Magnoliopsida; Asparagales; Asparagaceae. The transcript has 2 exons. The record is from RefSeq and is a predicted model, not a curated record. Bases 36 to 1112 code for a protein of 358 amino acids.
GCAUAAACACUACAACCUCUUGAUAAUCAGUACUCAUGGAUAAAUUGAGAUCAAGAAGGCCUACUUUCAAAGGCCAGCCUUCAGCGACGCGUGAGGAUUUCAAGCCUGAGGUCCAAUGGUUCGAAGACCCAUCAGAACGUAAACUUAUCAUGCAAUUAACAGGUUUCAAAAGGGAGGAGAUCAGGGUAACACUUGAUACUGCUGGGAAGCUUUUAGUCAAGGCCAGCAGCCAAGUGACCGAUAACAAGUACCUUGACGUGGAUCAGACGUUCGACAUACCCAAAGACACCAUCAUUGAAAAGAUCAGUGGAAAGUUCGAGGAUGGACGUCUCACCUUGACCUUGCCGAAAAGGGCGGUGGAAAAACAUGAAUCAACUCCGGAGGCUACCACUGAAGAGAAGAAGAAAGAAUCAAUACAAGAAGAGAAGAAAGAGGAAGAAGUCCCUCAGAAAGAGACACCGACCACCAAGCAGGAAAGAGAUGAACCUGUUAGGGAGAGAGAAUCAAUCGAAGACGAGAAGAAAGAGGAAGAAGCUACUCAAAAACAGGCGAAGGCUGACAAAGAAGAAAAGGAUGAAGCUGUUGAGGAGAAGCCAGACAGUCUAGAAGAGAGAAAGGAUGAACAGAUGCCAGAGGAGAAGCCUACUAAAGCUUUCGAAGAGAAGCUAAGCGAACUGACUCAAAAGGAGACCCCGAAACCUGAAGAUGAUAAGAAAGAAGAGGGUCAUGUGCUUAAGGAAAAGCUAGAGAAUGGAGAAGAGAAGAAAGAUGAGCCUGCUGGAAAGGAGAAGUCAGAAAGUUUCAAAGAGAAGAAGGAGGAGGACUCCAUUCAAAAGGAAACGGUGAUGCCUAGUUCAAUGGAGAAGGAGAGAGCGCAAAAGACCAUGCAAAAGAUGAAGUCGAAGAUAAUGGAGAUUUGCGCAGAUAAACCGAAAGAAAUUAUAAAGAGGAUAUCUAUUUGGACAGGGGGUGAAGAUGGUAGGCUGGACUCUGGAUCAGUAGAUGGGAUAUUGGAGAAACUGAACAGGAACAGGAAGGUGAUCGUUGUGGCAAUCGCGGCAUUUUCUGUUGGGUUUUAUGUUUCUCAGAAAUUGAGGACAAGUGGAAGAUGAGAUAAGCGUGUGACUCUACCAUAGACAUAUUUAUGCUGUAUUUACACAUUGUAAAGUGAUAUACCAUAAUGAAUGAUACAUUUCUAUGUUCAAAGAAAAAUGCUUUGGAUAUAAUCACAAGUCCGACUACGUGGUUAAAAAUAAAAUAACACAUCCUCAGCUUGCAUUAAACGGCUAAAAAGGUAGCAUAUGAAUGGAUGGAAGUCACUUACUGACACGCAUCUAGUCUUAGAAAUAUUAAAAAUUUCAAGUACAAACUAUCAUUAUGGAUAGAACUUUCUAUAUGUAAAACAUAAUUAACCGUAAUACUUUUAAGUUUUAACCGUCUAUUUGUACAGUGAUGCAUCAGUUUGAUAAACUAUGGUUCGUCCGUUUAAUAUAAAAUAACAUUGACAAUUUACAUACACCAAAGCA